AGCAAAAAGAUAUAAUGGAAAUAGCUAGAACUGUGGUAUUAGCAGGACUUUUAAAAAGAAAUGGCAUAGUUUCUAAAGCGCAAGAAUGGUAACUAUCGAUUGUGUCCCUUAUCGAUGUUUUCCCAGCCCUAGAUUAUACCACUAAUCAGCCGGGAGGCUGCAACCAGCUGCUGCUGAAGAAUGAUUUUUUUAUUCUUCAAAAACAAUUUUGCUGGCUGUGUGAAGAUAUUUUCAUUUUAUCUCAAGGUGAAGACGUCGCCUUAUAAGUUAGUCCACCUUGUGCAAGUCUAAUGUACAUGGCCAAAAAUAUCGUCAACCUGGUCAUCCCUAACACGGAACCGCUCUUUUGUAUCGCCGUUUUUGUUUGCGUUAGUAAAUAUUGCGCCAAAAACGCAUAAAAAUGAGUGCCAAGACUAAGCCAAAAUGCAAGCAGAAAACAUUGCUCUCUAUGCCGGAAGCAGAACAGGAUGAAUCGCCUCAAGAGUUUGAGCAUGAAACGGCUGAUGGUGCGAGGGUCGAAGUGGAGAAAGGGGGAGAGUUCAUCUUUCCCGUGAACUUCUACACCUUUCAAAAGUACGCGGACAUGGAGAAGAUACGAAUUUUCAUGGAACACAAGUCAACAAGCCCGACAACAGAACAACAUCAGUUGCGGGAAUUCUACAAAUCCUUCUACAUGUUUCCAGAAAAGCGAAAGACCACCAAUAUAUUCCGUGGGGCAAUUACAACCUUUAUGCCGAAGUUGUUGGAAGCUGGUCAUCCCAUUGUUGAAUCGGCAGCCAAGAGUUUGGCAGAGCAUAACAAAGAGACUAUCACAGUCGAAGAACCCGCGUUGCAUAGGGAGCCUGAAUCAAGGAACGCUUCCACUCUUUGUACCCCUGACAGCGACUUUUCGAUAGUGACCUUUGAAGAAUUCCAGAAAUAUGUGUUUAACCUCUACGAUAUUGUGUGGCAACUGAAGCUCAACGACCCCCAGUAUAUGUUCAUGGGCUUUGAGGAAUGCGCUCAUGCCUUUUACUUGGCGCUUUAUUUAAGUCCGGAGAUUCGUGAGCGAUGCAAGUACACCCUGAAUCCGUGUACGUCGGCCAUGAGCGCUCGCCUGCUAGCAGUACCGACGCCCGAGCAAGCCGACAAGCUGAGCCAAAAUUUACCAGAGUUGAUUAAACCGUCGCCAGAUCUUGAGCGACCCGAAUUGGUGGAAGAAACGGUUGUAGCACCUGUCAGCUUUCAGUUUUUCAAAAAUUAUAUCGAGAAUCUGGAGGAAAUCAGCGAGAAAAUGCGGACCGAAGACGAGUUUAAGACUUUAUCCAUAGAGAACUGUGCCAGGGAAUACUACAGGCUGUUCUACAUAUCGCCCGAAAUACGUGAGCGGUUCCAGUUCAAUCUAAAGCCAUGUCCCGGAGUGGUACGCAAAAUACUGCUGAGUCUACCGACCAGCUCAUAUUUUGCCGACAGUGUGGAGCGAACCGCUCCGAAUGAGGCAGACCCGCAAAUUCCAAGCGAGCCGAUUGUGGACUCUGACCUGAUGAAGAAAGGCUUCAAGUAUCCCGUGACCUUUGAGGUAUUCAGGCGCCAUAUUAACUACGUUGAAAUUUUCCAGUCCGCGCUGAGACAAACUUAUAGAAUUCCGCCGCUGCUGCCGACGCUGAUGGCCAACCCGCUAGACCCCCGCUGCAUAGAGGUUUUCGAUAAGUUCUAUCGUUGCUUCUACAUAUUUCCCCAUGUUCGGGAAAGAGUCAGCUACCGUUUCGACUGUGCACAACCCGUGAAAUGUUCGAAUAUAACUUCGAUUCAGCAUCGCCAGAGCUUCGUGCCAGGUGUCUGCAGUUUGCUGUAUGCGUAUCAGAGGCGACAGAAGUGCCGUCAGAAGCUGAACCAUCUACUUCGGAGCAAGGUACCCGAGAGUACAACCUCUACUGCAAAGCGGGAGGCUGAAGAACCUUGUGCCACUGAUAGUCCAGGAACCAUAACAUCUGUACCAGCACCCAAAGAAGUGCAGACAACCUCAUCUGAGGUAACAGAAAGCAGCACAGCUGAUGAAGUCAAUCCUGAGGCAUCUGCAGUUGUUACAAGUAACCAGUUUCUUCUCGAACAAAUUGAGCACAAUAUGUUUUAUUUGAUCUAUAAGAGAGAAGGGCUGAUGAAAAAGAUUUGGCGGUAACUCUCCCUGCUCAGCCAAGAGGAGUUCUGUACCUACACAAGCUUCUACAACGGCGAGGCUCUCUAUGAUAACGAGAGCAUGCUGCAGCGAUGUUAUCAGCAGGUUGUGGAGAACGGCCAUUGGCCACUCCAUUUGCACGUGAAGCUGAACCUUUUGCGUCGCCUGCUGCACAAACAGAGUGUGGAAAUGCCCUCGCUAGAGUUGGAUCAGCUGUCGCCAAAGAUGUUGCACUGGAAAGAUCUAAUGCUGCACACAGAUUUCGAUGUAAUUGUUCAGCAGCACUACGAGGAUUGUAAUGGUAGGCAGAUCGAGGAUGUGGAAUUGUUCCACGAACGUGAGAAGUUGUAUGCGAGCUGCUGGACGCUUGAUCAAUGGAUACGCCAAGUACCGCGCAUCACGAAUGCAGCACUAAACGAGGAAAUCUUUGCUGAUGCUACACCCACACCAUGUGUGACAUAUAGAAAUCUAUCUCAAACCACCAGCUUUGUGGACAUGGAGGAAGUGGGUCCGCUUAUGCAGAGCCAGCAGGUCAAGCAGCAGACGAUCAGGUUUCCCGACAAGCUGCGCGGCAGCUGCCUCAACAGCGAGGAGUUCCAGUGGAAGCAAAUCCAGACGGAAGAUCAAGUUAUAAACUUGGCUGCCAGUCAGGAGACACUGUCGAACGUGACCUGUUUUGCCAUUCCCGAAGCGACAGUGAAUCCGGCAUCGAAUGCAGAGACGCUGCUUCAGCUUCCAGAAAGUGGAAACGUUAAUCGUAGUCCAGUAGUAGUACCAGAGACGCAGGAGCAAAUCCAGACGGAAGAUCAAGUUAUAAGCUUUGCUGCCAGUCAGGAGACACUGUCGAACGUGACCUCUUUUGCCAUUCCCGAAGCGACUGUGAAUCCGGCAUCGAAUGCAGAGACGCUGCUUCAGCUUCCAGAAAGUGGAAACGUUAAUCGUUGUCCAGUAGUAGUACCAGAGACGCAGGAGCAAGCAGAGACUGCUACGGGCUACACUCCUCUAGCACCCUCUCAGCGGGACGCUCUAUUGAAUUCUACGAACAUAACAAUACGCAAGGUAAAUGAAGAUGUGACUGUGACAAUUAGUGACAAGAUCAGCGGCAAGGGACCACCGCUCGUGCUGCAGAACUGCGCUAUCUUUUGCAAAUGCCACCACGAUGCGUUGAUCAAGAUGAAUGGAAUGUUGUGCAACGUGCGGGGCCUGAUCGAAACUCUUUUUUCCCACAUGUCGGUCCGACGACGUUCGGAUUUGACGGAAAUCCUCGAUGAUGUGGGUGAAUUCACAUUCAAUUGUCGCGGGAACGUGUGCAAAGAUUCCACACAGGACCUGCGGUUCGCGUGCUUUCCAUGUUUCCAUGUUUCCACGUGCAGCUCGAUUGAUAGGUGUGACCCGGAUAUCGUUCGGCGGCCGCCCAGACGCAAUGUUGGAGCAGUGCUCAAGCCGGGCAUACUCGAGCGUUUGAAGGAAUUGCCGGGGCAACUUCGUUGA
Drosophila subobscura is the source of this 3646-nucleotide messenger RNA. RefSeq names its product protein telomere ends associated-like. The transcript has 10 exons. NCBI's taxonomy places the organism in Eukaryota, Metazoa, Arthropoda, Insecta, Diptera, Drosophilidae. The record is from RefSeq and is a predicted model, not a curated record.